Molecule: messenger RNA, 3296 nt
Organism: Xenopus laevis (African clawed frog)
Lineage: Eukaryota; Metazoa; Chordata; Amphibia; Anura; Pipidae
Gene: lmod3.L
Product: leiomodin-3
Exons: 3
Coding region: 162-2060 (632 amino acids)
Biological process (GO): striated muscle cell development; pointed-end actin filament capping; muscle contraction
Cellular component (GO): M band; cytoskeleton; striated muscle thin filament
Molecular function (GO): tropomyosin binding
Source: RefSeq, a predicted model, not a curated record
UAAUAUAGUCACUGGCAUCAUCUGAAGCCCAGCCCAGUCCCAGCACCAUCUCUCCUGAUAGUGAGUUCUACUGCCCGCUGCCUGCCCAUUGCCUGUCCGCUGCCUGCCUGCACCUUCACUCGCCUGACCCUUGUGCGGAACCUGCCAAUAAAAAACCUACAAUGUCCCAGAAGAGUCAGGAUUCCGACCAAGAGGAGCUGUUUGAGGACAUUGAUGAGGAUGAAAUCUUGGCCAACUUGUCCCCAGAGGAACUGCGGGAGCUGCAGAAUGAGAUUGAAGUGCUAGCUCCGGAUCCAGAGGUGCCAGUGGGCAUGUUACAGAGAGACCAGACUGAGAAAGCUCCGACGGGUCAAUUUGAUCAUCGAUCCCUGAUUGAUUACCUGCACUGGGAGAAGCAAUCCAAACGAAUGGUGGAAGAAGAGAGGGUUCCAGUGACUCUCCUGCCAUCUGAGAGAAACUUUCUGAGAACCGAGACGGAGGAAGCUUGCAAACAGAAAAAUGAAAAUGAAGAAGCAGCCGAGGAUUUGCCCGACAACUUUCCAGAUGAUAAAGACAAUACAGUGGAAAAUCACGUCAGCGACACAGAAGAGAAAUGUAAAGAAAACGAUGAUAAGCCAGAGAUACCGUCACCUGACAAUGCAGAUUUAGAAAAAGCUGCUGAGAACGAAAAUAUAAAAACCAUUGAGAAUGAAAAUAUAAAAGCCACUGAGAAUGAAAAUAUAAAAGCCACAGAGAAUGAAAAUAUAAAAGCCACUGAGAAUGAAAAUAUGGUGGAAAACAGCCAACCAGAAUGUGGUGUAAAUGAACCAAUUCCGGAAAUUGUGGAAAACGAGAAACCCGAAGAAGAAAUUAGCAACAGCGUUCAGACAACUGAUGACAUUUCUGAUCCGGUUGAAAAAAUGCCAGAAAAUAAGCCAAAUGGGAAAGUAGGUAAAUUAAACCUGCCUAAGAAAUUGACCCUCGACAGCAGCUUCAUAAAGAUGAGCGCAAGGCCUUCUGGGAACCAAACCAACCUGGACAGAACGCUGCAGAGUAUUCGAGAGAACAACGCAGAUGUGAAAGAAGUGAAUUUGAAUAACAUAGAGAAUAUUCCCAAAGAGAUGCUGGUUGAUUUUGUAAAUGCCAUGAAGAAAAACAAGCAUGUGAAAGUGUUCAGUAUGGCCAACGUCGGUGCCGAUGAAAAUGUUGCGUUUACCAUCGCCAACAUGUUACGUGAAAACAGAAGCAUCGCCACCCUAAACAUCGAAUCCAACUUUAUUACUGGGAAAGGGAUCGUAGCCAUCAUGAGAUGUCUCCAGUUUAAUGAGUACCUGAGCGAGCUGAGGUUCCACAAUCAGAGACACAUGCUGGGUCACCAUGCUGAGAUGGAGAUAUCACGGCUGCUCAAGGCCAACAACACCUUACUAAAAAUGGGAUACCACUUUGAGCUGCCUGGUCCAAGGAUGGUUGUUACCAAUUUGCUCAGCCGGAAUUUAGAUAAGCAAAGGCAGAAGAGGAAAGACGAGCAGAAGCAGCAGCAGGUCAACGAGCAAGACGAGCUUAUUGCGGCACUAGAGAAUGCAUUGGAACUGGGCAUCCCCAGGGAACUCUUAGAGAUGUUGGAUAGAUCUCUUCCGAACUCAAGACUGCAAACGAUACCAGAAGAAACGCCACCACCGCCUCCUUUAUCACAACAAAACCGAAACAGACAAAUUAAAGAUAAGCCUAAACAGAUCCCAGAGACACAACACAACUCUGAACCUCCUCCUUUCCAAGAGGUAAAACUCAAGAGGUUUCAACCCAAAUCCAUCGCCCAAAAGCUAUUAGAAGAGGCGGAUAAAUCCAGUGUCAGAAACAUGGUCCAGCUGAAAAGAACAAGGCCCAAAGCAAGUACGCUGGACAAGACCCAGCCAUCCGAGAAAACCAAUCUCAAGGAUGUAAUAAAGACUCUUAAGCCAGUACCCCGAAACCGAGAACCUGUCCUUGUACAGCUGACACCCAGAGAUGAGCUUUUAAAAGAUAUCCGCCACAGUAACGUUGCCUACCUUAAAGCGGUACCUUUACCCAAGGAGCUGGAGUAAGGUGUGUCUUUGAGAAUGAACUGCAAGGUGGAUUUUGAAUCCAAAAGACUGUACAAAGUUUAUUUUUGAAAACAAGUUCUAAGAGAAAUUGAUUAAGUAAAGAGCAGGAUCAACACUGCACACUGGGGAUGGAUGGAAAGGUUCGGCCAUGGACACAAACCUACUCUGCAUUCAGAUUCUACAGUAUUACAGAAAAGCACUGGUUCUGCAACAGCAGCUGCGGGAAGGUUAAGCUUAUUCUUGCUGUAUUCAUUUCCUGAAAUAGUGUGCUCUCCUGAGCAGGAAGGAAGUAGCGCAGCAAAAUAAGUGUUCCCCCAAUCGUAGUAAAGAAUACCGUCAAGACUGAAAUGCAACAUAUUGCAAAAUGCAAAUGGAAAAUGCAGAGUUGAACAACGCAUGAUACAGUACAAUUACAGUUCAUAAAUGAUAGGGGAAAGUCAAGCUAUAUGACUGUAUGCAUCUGUAAAUAUGUAAUAGAACAUCUACACAGGUACGGAACCUGUUAUCCAGAAUGCUUGAGACCUAAGGUUCUCUGGAUAAUGGAUCUUUCCAUAAUUUGGAUCUUCAUGCCUUGUCUACUAGAAAAUCAUGUAAACAUUAAAUAAACCCAAUAGGCUAUCUUUGCCUUCCAAUAAGGAUUAUUUAUGUUUGUUGGGAUUAAGUACAAGCUACUGCUUUAUUAUUACAGAGAAAAAGAAAACCGUUCUUACAUAUUUGGAUAUUAUGGAUAAAAUGGAUUCUAUGGGAGAUAGCCUUUCCGUAAUUUGGAAUUUUCUGGAUAAUGGGAUUCCAGAUAACGGAUCCCAUACCUGUACUAUAAUGACUUAAGGUAUGAUGUAUGAAGAGCCAAAUUACAGAAAGGUCCCUUAUUCGGAAAACCCCAAGUCCCAAGCAUUCUGGAUAACAGGUCCCAUAUCUGUACAGUAACAUUUACACAUAUUUUAUGGCUGAGGUUCUUGCUGGAUCUGGAAGGUUUAUGCACAUUGAAGCGUAUUGUUAAAGGUGUUAUGCCUAAAAAGUCAUUAGUAUUAAACCUUACGAUUGAGUAAAUACCAUCCGAUAAUGGAUCAAGCAGAAUAUGGAACUUGUAACCAGACCCUUUUGUUGCAGAAUAGGUCCAUCAAUUGAUACAGAUAUAUCCAAUUUAUAUCCAAUUUAACAACUGCAAAAAAAAAGAUUGUUUUUAUAUUGAUUAGAAUUAAUGAAGCUCAAUAAAAAAAAAGAAAGAUUUCUCAA